Molecule: messenger RNA, 3402 nt
Organism: Salmo salar (Atlantic salmon)
Lineage: Eukaryota; Metazoa; Chordata; Actinopteri; Salmoniformes; Salmonidae
Product: transmembrane protein 209
Cellular component (GO): membrane
Source: RefSeq, a predicted model, not a curated record
ACGAAACGGAAGUAGUUAGACUGCUCUAGGACAUUUCAUUUCCGGUUGAAAUACAAACUUUGCAGCGCCGUUGGAGAUAACGGGCAGCCGACAUGACUCCGACGAAACAGGAGGGCAUGUCUACUCUCAUCGACAGGACGAUGAGGAUGAGGAGGGAGGAGCAGGCGCGCCAGGUGGUCCUCGCCUGGGCAGUCCUCAAUGUGUCGCUAGCUGGCAUGAUCUACACUGAGAUGUCAGGGAAACUGCUGAGCCUGUACUUCAACAUCUCUUACUGGCCUAUCUGGUACAUAGAGCUGGCCUUCGCCUCAGUCUUCAGCCUCAACGCCCUGUUUGACUUCUGGAAGUACUUCAAGUACACCAUGGCCCCCUCUACCAUCGCUGUUACCCCUGAACAGCACCGCCUUCUUGGCUUCAGAAACUCAGGUAUCCAGGCGUCACCCCUGCUGAAGCAAGAGAAGCAGGAGGCUCAAGCCCUGGCUCAGUCGUCGCCCCUCCAGGGUCAGAGUGUGCUCAGCUUCAGUCCCUCCAGACCUGCCAGCACCAGCCCCAAGUUCUCCCCCAGCUGUGUUCCUGGAUACAGCCCCCUUUUGAGCAGCCCGUCCUCCCCGGGCAGCGGGGGACACUUCUCAUCCUCCCUGGCAUUUGGAAAGUUUAACUACAGCCCGCCCUCAUCCUACCCCAGCAGCAUUGGCCCAGUGGAUGGCACCAGCCUGAGGGCACGCUACCGCACCUCUCCCUCCGUGUUCAACUCCCCCGGGGGCAAGGAGGACUACAUGGAGUCCCUGAAUACCCUGGACAGGUUCCUCCGCACCGAGGAGGAGAAGAGCCACCGCAGUCAGUUAGGGAGCCCAGAGUCGGUGUCGCCCUCCCACAGCCCCACGUUCUGGAACUAUAGCCGCUCGGUGGGGGAUUACGCCCAGAGCCUGAGGAAAUUCCAGUACCAGCCGGCCUGCCGCUCCCAGGCCCCCUCAGCCAGCAAGGACGAGACUGACCUGGGCUCCAAACAGGCUGCCGAGGAGGUUUGGGCCAGAAUCACAACCAGUCGUCUCGUGGUGGACAGCAUAGACAGCUGGACGGCCAAGCUCAGAAAUUGGAUAAAUGACACCAUUCUAGUGCCACUGGUGAAGGAGAUUGACUCAGUGAAUGGCCUGCUAAGGAGAAUGGGUUGCUCUGAGCUCCAGAUUGGAGAAGCCAGUAUAGCCAGCCUAAAACAGGCUGCUGUUUUGAAGGCCUCGGUCAUCCCUACCAUGACUGCUAUUGUGCAGUACCUGGACAUCACCCCUAAUCAAGAGUAUCUAGUGGAGAGGAUCAAAGAGCUGGCCCAUAGUGGCUGCAUGAGUUCUUUCCGCUGGAACAGGGGCGGGGAUCUCAAAGCCAGGAAGUGGGACACAGACCUCCCUUCAGACUGUGCUAUCCUCACGCAUGUGCUGUGCACAUACCUGGACUCCCGACUCCCGCCUCACCCCAAGUACCCCGACGGAAAGACCUUCACCUCGCAGCACUUCACCCAGACGCCAGACAAACCUGACGUAACGAAUGAAAACCUCUUCUGCAUUCACCAAAGUAGCACCAAUCCCCCGCACUACCAACUUAUCUACCAGGGCCAUGUCUACAGCCUGCCCAAGGGAAGGAACAACCUUUUCCACACUGUUCUCAUGUUCCUCUUCGUCAUCAAAACCAAGGAGGCUGGGAUGCUGGGGAGAGUAAAUCUGGGCCUAUCAGGUGUGAACAUCCUGUGGAUAUUUGGGGACUGAUGCAAUCUCUCUAUUCUGGAGCAUUUCACAGCAGAGUGUCACAGAGGACUUUAGAGGUCAGAUACUUCCUCAAAAUUCUGUCAAAGGUUUGUUUGUGAAACAAUAAAUUGUAGCUUCUGAUAACAAGAAUAUUCUGUAGAUGUUACUUACCAUAACUGUCCUCAGAUCCAGGUUCAUAAGGAAGCACUUAUGAGAGUAACAUUUUGUUCUACAUUUGUUCAGUCAUUUUCCUUAGAAACAGCAGACCACAUUUUCUCAGUUUUAUUUCAUUUGAAAGAAGCUAUUGUCAUUUGUGACAUUUUUAAAUCAAAUUAUUACAAUGACCAUGACAUUUAGUUUGAUUUUUAUGGUGCAUCAAAAACAACAGUACUGUAUUUUUAACUCGAGGCAUCCACAACUGACUCAAUUUUCUAAAUAUUCUGGGAAUGUAUCAGGAUGGCUAAAUAAUAUACCACAGGUUUGUCUGGUGGAUUGCAUUGUGUUGAACCCUCCUGGCUUGAAUGUAUGUUAGUGUUUUCCUUUUUGUAUGAACUGUUUGUGAGAGCUUGAAUAUUGCAGCUAGAAUGCUUGAGUUCUUUCUUUUUGUUGAGUGACAGGGUUUGGAGCGGUAGAAAGUUACCUGCAUAAGAAUGCAUGGUUUUGUUUACUAGGGCUGCAGUUACUUGCAUUGGCAUGCAUAUUAUGUCUUCUAAUUAGACAUUUGUUCCACAGUUCAAAUGCUUGAUAAGUACAAAGCCAUGUACAUGGUAUGCCUUUUAGAAUUUCAAGAUUAUGGAAGGUUCCAACUUAAUUGCUGUUAUUUUUAUUACCAAAGUCUUUACUUGGCGAGUUCUGAUGUAUACUGGUCAAAGGGGUGCCUUUUAUGAUAGGUUGUGUGAAUGUCAUUCAUUUUGAUAAAAAAUCUAAGCUAUUUCAAAGCUGGUAAAGGGCUGCAUGGACUUGUGGGCUCAUGGGGUGACCCCAAUGCACUCCAACCCCCCCCUUCAUUCAAUCAUUUUGAAUUGUUUGUAGUGAUAUGGUUUUCAAUUGAGACACGGAAAUAAACAUAAUUGAUUGAAUUCAUCCAUCUAUGGUUGAAGCAUAUUGAUGUUUCCAUAUAUUUUUAUUAGUUCCUCUUUAGUCCGCACUCUGUAAAUCACGUCGUUGUUAUCAAUGCAGAUGGACUUAGGCGCGAGAGCUCUACAUUACGUUACCAGAACCCACCCCAUGGUGGCAGUAUUUCUUUGCUCCCAGAACCCAUUUUCUCUAGAUUGACCUAAUGAAAUAUCAAAUGUUUUGUCACGUGCGCCUAAUACAACAGGUGUAGACAUUACCGUGAAAUGUUUACUUACAAGCCCUUAACCAACAAUGCAAUUUUAAGAAAAUAGAGUUAAGAAAAUAUUUACUAAAUUAGCCAAAGUAAAAAUAAAAAAAAGUAACACAAUAAAAUAGCAAUAUGGCUAUAUACAGAUGUGCAUUGAAAGAGGGGGUUGUCAAAUGAAAGGAUGUAAGCAACCAUGUCCAAAUGAAAUAUUGUUUUUCAGAUGGCAUUGUGCCAUGUGAUGCAGAACUGAAAGGCUUCAAUUUACAUACUGUAUUCUGAUAUGAAUGCAAUACAAAUGUAUCAUUGUAAAUAAAGUUUAAAAAAUAAAGGUUAAAUAAGAAUCAG